GUCAUUCGGAUUCUCGGACAGCUCGAAACUACACAUAAAUAGCGGUGCGAUAUUCUUACAAAACACGUGAAGUUAAUAUUUAAACCUUAUUUUUAAUUUAAAUAACUUCAAAGUUCCAUUUGAGUGGAGUAUUUUGAUUGUAGUUGUUACUGUUGGACUAUAAAAUGGUGUCGAAGAUUUUUAUUAUUGCCUUGAUUGUUGGGACCGCUAAUGCAGCGACGUGGAUGGGCAUGCCUCCUAGGAAACCUGCAGGACUCGCUCACAAAAGUGGUUGUUAUGUAGAAGAAAUCAAUGACGUUAUUCCUUUUGGUGACACAGUGUCUCCUAUUGGCGUAUGUUACAGUAUUUCUUGUGGAAGCGUGAUGGACUAUGCAUCAUGCGGUGUAGUUUCAACUGAUGAUCCCAAAUGCCAUGUGACAGACGAAGACUUAAGUAAACCCUACCCGCACUGCUGUCCAGACAUCAAGUGUGAUAUUGACAACAAUUUAUUUUAGACUUAAUCGUUUCUAAGUUUAGGUUUAGUUUCCAACCGUGUUAGAAUCUUGGCGUUACCAGUUUGUGAACGGUGAAUAAAGGAAUGUUGUGAAUUGAUGAAA
Messenger RNA from Spodoptera litura, 596 nucleotides. RefSeq names its product U-megalopygitoxin(1)-Mo1. NCBI's taxonomy places the organism in Eukaryota, Metazoa, Arthropoda, Insecta, Lepidoptera, Noctuidae. The record is from RefSeq and is a predicted model, not a curated record.